CAGAGCGAUUCAGUCUACACCUAAAUAUUCAGAUCAAUUCAAGAGAAUAAGGAGUACUUCAAGUUGCCGUUUUUUUACGGAGCUGCCAAUCUUGGGCGCAUCUCGUUACCUGAACACGCAACAUCUCGGCGAUUCAUGAGUGGGAUUUGGUCAGCUUCAAUCAAUGAAAAAGACAACAACUAACAGCAAACCAACCCAGAGAUAUCAAAAGCUCAGGUACCUUCCAAGUUAAGGACCGGAGCUGUAAGAUAAAGGAUUGUCACAGUUUAUUAGAAGAGACAGUUUUGAGUGCAGUGGAUUUUUCCCCUUUUCCUUUUUUCUUCCUUUCCUUUUUUAUCUAAAUGACUUUUAUGAGUGGAAUCAAAGCUGUCUGUGGCGGAGAGUAGCAAACAACGAGGGACCUGGAAUCAUUUCUGUGUCACUGGAAACAGACGCACGAUGCCACUGGACGCUCUGUGGUCAGUGUGGACCUUCUUGGUUCUGACCGUGUGGGCCCUGGGGUCCCGAAGUGACACCCACUCCACCCCACGCGUCUUCCUCUCCUUCAAAGAGCUGAGGUCCACUGGUACUGCCCACCAUUUCUCCUUCCUGCUUAACACCACGGACUACCGCAUCCUGCGUAUGGACGAGGACCACGACCGCAUGUAUGUCGGCAGCAAGGACUACAUCCUCUCCUUGGACCUGCAUGACAUCAACAAAGAGCCACUCAUAAUCCACUGGCCAGUUCCUCCUCAGCGGAAAACUGAGUGCGUUUUGUCCGGGAAGGACACCAAUGGGGAGUGUGGGAACUUCAUCCGUCUGAUUGAACCCUGGAAUCGGACACACCUGUACGUCUGCGGCACAGGAGCCUACAAUCCAGUCUGCACCUAUGUCAACCGAGGACGCAAGCCUCAGGCCUCCCUGCACCUGCAGACAGCUCAGUCCGGAGGGAGGGCCAGCCGAGCCGCGGACGCCAGCGACGCGGCCGAGCCAGCGGGACUGCAGGAAUACAUAUUCCACCUGGAGCCGGGCAAAGUGGAUUCUGGGAAAGGCAAAUGCUCCUAUGACCCCAAACUGAACAGCGUCUCUGCUUUGAUCAAUGGUGAGCUGUACGCUGGGGUCUACAUUGAUUUUAUGGGAACGGAUUCUGCCAUUUUCCGCACUCUGGGGAAGCAGACGGCUAUGCGGACAGACCAGUAUAACUCCAGAUGGUUAAACGAUCCCUCUUUUGUCCACGUGCAUCUCAUUCCUGACAGCGCAGAGAGGAACGAUGAUAAACUGUACUUCUUCUUCCGGGAGAAAUCAUCAGAGAUGGGCCAAAGCCCCAUCACCCAGUCUCGAAUCGGACGCAUCUGCCUGAAUGAUGAUGGCGGUCACUGCUGCCUGGUGAACAAGUGGAGUACCUUCCUGAAGGCGCGGCUCAUCUGCUCUGUCCCAGGCGCUGAUGGGAUAGAGACACACUUCGAUGAGCUUCGUGACGUUUACAUUCAACAGACACAGGACACCAAGAAUCCGGUCAUCUAUGGGGUCUUCUCUGUCUCAGGGUCUGUAUUCAAGGGCUCGGCAGUGUGUGUCUACUCCAUGGCUGACAUCCGCAUGGUGUUCAACGGGCCCUUCGCCCACAAGGAGGGACCCAACUACCAAUGGGUGGCAUACACAGGGAAGAUCCCUUAUCCUCGGCCCGGGACGUGCCCAGGAGGGACUUUCACACCAAACAUGAAGUCCACCAAGGACUACCCUGACGAGGUUAUCAAUUUCAUGCGUAACCACCCCACCAUGUACAAUGCAGUCUACCCGGUGCACAAGCGCCCCCUAGUGGUGAGGACCAACGUGGACUACGAGUUCACCACUAUCACUGUGGACCAGGUGACGGCUGCUGAUGGGAGCUAUGAGGUGCUCUUCCUGGGGACAGAUCGAGGUAGUGUCCAGAAGGUGAUCGUCCUGCCCAGAGACGAUCUGCAGACCGAGGAGCUGGUCCUGGAGGAGGUGGAGGUGUUCAAGGUGCCGACUCCAAUUACGACAAUGAAGAUAUCAUCCAAACGGCAACAGCUGUAUGUGGGAUCUGCAGUGGGCGUGACUCAUCUGGCCCUGCACCGCUGUGACGUGUAUGGAGAGGCCUGUGCGGACUGCUGCCUGGCACGCGACCCCUACUGCGCCUGGGAUGGCAAAUCCUGCUCGCGCUAUUCUGCCUCUCAGAAGAGACGCAGCCGACGUCAGGAUGUAAAGUAUGGCAACCCCAUUCGGCAGUGCAGGGGCUACAACUCUAAUGCCAAUAAGAACACACUGGAGAUGGUACAGUAUGGGGUGGAGGGUAGCAGCACUUUCCUGGAGUGCCAGGCCAGGUCUCCUCAUGCGUCCAUCAAGUGGCACCUACAGAAGGACAACAGUGACAGGAAGAAAGAGAUGCGAUCGGAUGGGCGGGUGCUGAAGACAGAGCAGGGCCUUCUGCUGCGCUCGCUGCAGCCCUCCGACUCUGGCCUGUACCAGUGCACCGCCACAGAGAAGAACUUCAAGCACACGCUGGUUAAGCUGCAGCUGGUGGUGCUCUCCGGCCGGGCCGUCAACAGCAUCCUGAUGGAGACCGGCGGGCCAGCGCCGGUACCACUGCAGUCCAGCCCAUGGACGCCCAGCGUGGGCCAGUACAAGGACCUCCUGACCAUCCUCAGUCAGCCCGAGAUGGGCCUCAUCAACCAGUACUGCCAGGACUACUGGCAGUAUGGCAGCAGCAGCCCCAAAGACCCUGCCUUGGGCACCAUUAGAGGGAGGGACCUGAAGGAGCUCAAGGAGCAGAAGAAGCCACGCAACCGCCGGAAUCACAAUGAGCAAACCGAGCCGCGGGAGACAUGAGGAGAGCGCCCCCCCCCAUCGCCCCCUCCCUCCUCAACCUUCUGCAAAAUGACUCAAAUCAGAGAGAAAAAAGGAAAAAAUCUUCACAAUUACAAGCAAAAGACACGAAA
Molecule: messenger RNA, 2936 nt
Organism: Megalops cyprinoides (Indo-Pacific tarpon)
Lineage: Eukaryota; Metazoa; Chordata; Actinopteri; Elopiformes; Megalopidae
Product: semaphorin-3F-like
Exons: 19
Coding region: 439-2826 (795 amino acids)
Biological process (GO): negative chemotaxis; negative regulation of axon extension involved in axon guidance; positive regulation of cell migration
Molecular function (GO): chemorepellent activity; semaphorin receptor binding
Source: RefSeq, a predicted model, not a curated record